AUGGUCCUGGCCGAAGAUUGCACGAUGUCUCGCACCGACGAGGUUCACCGAGUGACGGAAAAUGUCUACAAGACUAUUAUGGAGCAGUUCAACCCCUGCUUACGGAACUUUGUUGCCAUGGGGAAGACCUACGAGAAGGCCCUUGCCAAUGUUACAUUUGCUGCGAAAGGCUACUUCGAUGCUCUGGUGAGGAUGGGCGAGUUGGCCAGUGAGAGUCAAGGAUCCAAAGAUUUGGGUGAUGUGCUGUUCCAGAUGGCCGAGGUCCACAGACAGAUCCAAGUGCAGCUGGAGGAGAUGCUGAAGUCUUUCCACAACGAGCUGCUGUCUGAGUUGGAGAAGAAGGUGGAGCUGGACGCGCGCUACCUCACUGCGGCCCUAAAAAAGUACCAAGUAGAGCACAAGAACAAAGGGGAGAGUCUGGAGAAGUGUCAAGGAGAGCUGAAGAAGCUUCGCCGGAAGAGCCAAGGCAGCAAGAACCCGUCCAAAUAUGGCGAGAAGGAGAUGCAGUUCGUGGAGACCAUCAGCAGUAAGCAGACCGAGCUGGACACCUUCAUCGCCGAGGGCUACAAGACGGCCUUGUCCGAAGAGCGUCGGAGGUACUGCUUCCUGGUGGAUCGCCAGUGUGCCGUGGCCAAAAACAGCAGCGCCUACCAUGGCAAGGGUAAAGACCUUCUCACCCAGAAGAUUCCAGUGUGGCAGCAGGCUUGUUCAGACCCCAACAAGCUCCCUGAGAGGGCCAUGCUCCUGGCCCAGCAAAUGGGCUCGGCCACCCUGGGCGGCGCCAGCCCCUUGCACACUUCCAAAUCUAACCUGGUCAUAUCUGACCCCAUCCCUGGAGCUCAGCCUCUUCCCGUGCCCCCUGAGCUGGCCGUCUUCAUGGGCAGCGGCCUCGGGCACCAGGCGAGGCUGAUGGGCCCUGACGGAAUGUCAAUGGUCAACGGGACCACAGGAGUCCAUGGUGAGGAAUACUGGACAGAUGGAGGGACUCUGUCCCAGGUCAGGCCUACGUCUCCGCAGACGCAGGCUCAGGUGCAGUCCCAGGCUCAGCCUCAGAGACAGGUCAGCGACGUGUACUCCAACACCCUACCUGUCCGCAGGCCAGGCCCCGCCAAGAACAAGAACCCCGUGGGUGAGACCCGGACCCUUCCCAGGUCCAGCUCCAUGGCGGCGGGCCUGGAGAAGAACGGUCGCGCCCGCGUGCAAGCCAUCUUCUCGCACGCGGCCGGCGACAACAGCACCCUGCUCAGCUUCUCCGAAGGCGACGUCAUCACCCUGUUGGUGCCCGAGGCCCGCGACGGCUGGCACUACGGCGAGAAUGAGAAGAACAAAAUGCGCGGCUGGUUCCCGUUCUCCUACACACGAGUGCUGCCCGAGAGCGACAGCGACAAGCUGAAAGUGAACCUGCAUCACGGGAAGAGUAGCAGCACGGGCAACCUCUUGGAGAGCGACCAAUCCGUGCCCGUCCCCGACUACGGCCUGACCGCCCGACUGUUGGCGCAGAGUCUAGCGCAGACCCGCCCCAGGCCCUACAGCAUGGCAGGCUUUGGCACUCAGCCUGCUAUUGAGGAUUAUGAUGGGCGCUUUGCCACGAGUGACCGCUCCAUGGAGGUCUACCUCCGGCCCACCUUCACUGACGACCGGUCUGCCACCAUCUUCUACUAA
Nerophis lumbriciformis (worm pipefish) is the source of this 1662-nucleotide messenger RNA. The record is from RefSeq and is a predicted model, not a curated record. Lineage: Eukaryota; Metazoa; Chordata; Actinopteri; Syngnathiformes; Syngnathidae.